AAAGGCAUGGGUUCUGUACUUCUGUAAACUAUUUUUUCCUAAUUACUAAACUGAAAUCGGAGUCUCUGUUGUGUCUUCUCCCGCUGGCGCCACUGGCAUUUUGUAAACUGUACUAGUGUCUUGGCCGCCGACAGCGAGGCGCCCAUGGAAUUGACAACUUCCGGUUGUCGUUCACCGUCGAAGAAGAGAAGCUCGAAACCUCCUACGACUAUCGAGUCUCUCGAUCGCGACAUCCUUUGUACAAUCUUCUCAUCUCUCGAUCUCUUCGACCUCGUUCGAUGCUCUCUCGUUUGCAAGUCCUGGAAUGCGAUAAUUAGUAGAUGUAAGUUACUGCAAGCACUGUAUUACAAGCUGCAGAAUGAUUCACGUGGCUUUUCCAAUACUUCGAGAUCGAGUUCUUCAAUGAGGAUGUAUCUAGAGGAGCUUGCUAUGAACCAUCAUAGGUUGUCUUUGGUCGAAGGACGCAUUGACAUCAAUCAAUGGAAUGGCCAUUCAUCCCCGGUUGAUCAGUGCCGUAUGAAGAGAGGCUUGGUUCUUACUGGUGUAGGUGAUCAGGUUAUGCGUCUCUGGUCAUUAGAAAGCUACAAAUGUGUGGAAGAGUAUUCCAUCCCAGGUAGAGUCUCGCUGGUCGACUUUGAUUUUGACGAGAGCAAGAUUGUUGGGUUGGUUGGCACUCGUAUAUGCAUAUGGAGGCGUAAUGGCACAAUGAGUGUAUUUCCCUCACGUGAAGGAACAUUCAUGAAGGGUUUAUGUAUGCGUUACUUUGAUCCAGAGGCUGUCAUUGGAUGUGAAGAUGGAACUGCCCGUGUGUUUGACAUGUAUAGUAGGAAAUGUUCUCGUAUCAUUAGGAUGCAUGCUGCACCUGUAACAUGCUUGUCUUUGAGUGAGGAUCAGUUAAUUAUUAGUGGAUCCUCCAAUGGCAGUAUCACUAUUUCUGGUCUCUCAUCUGAUCAGCGGGUAGCUAAACUAAGAUCAGCUUAUUCGACAGGUAUAAAGACCUUGUGUUACAAUCCACGUUCUCAUCAAGUGUUUGCUGGAACUACUGCUGGAUACGCUGCUUGCUGGGAGCUUAGGACAAUGAAACCUUUAUGGGAGGCUCGAGUAAGUCCAAAUGUUAUUUACUCUUUGCAACACCUACAACAUGAUGCAUCAACAAUAGUAGUUGGUGGAAUAGAUGGUGUGCUACGUGUGCUGGAUCAGAAUACCUGAGAGGUUCUUUCAAGCUGUGUCACAGACAUUAGCGCAGUAUCAAGUUCCUCGGAAAACAUGUCUCCGGCAGUUGAAAGAAAGAAAGGAGUAAGACUCUCAGAAGAUACCCGUAUCGACAGAAUUCCCAGAAGCACUCGACCUCCCAUCACAUGUUUGGCUGUUGGGAUGAAAAAAGUUGUCACCACGCACCAUAACAAGUACAUUAGACUGUGGAAGUUCGACUUGUGAGAGGAAAGUGCUUGACAUCUGCCUGAGUCGGACUUCUGAUCUUGAUAUACCUUCAAAUGUAUCUGUAUAAAUGGUCACCAAAUGCAGUCUUUUCCAGAACCCCUUUUACAUCCAUUUUCUUAUCCUGUGUAACCUAAUAUUAUUGAUUAUGAAGAAUGUUAUUGACUGCAGCUGAACCGUUAAAUUAAA
Pistacia vera is the source of this 1626-nucleotide messenger RNA. Its product is annotated as F-box/WD-40 repeat-containing protein At3g52030-like. Gene Ontology annotation, molecular function: protein binding. The record is from RefSeq and is a predicted model, not a curated record. The transcript is spliced from 9 exons. Lineage: Eukaryota; Viridiplantae; Streptophyta; Magnoliopsida; Sapindales; Anacardiaceae. Bases 145 to 1209 code for a protein of 354 amino acids.